This is a messenger RNA of Akanthomyces muscarius, 1338 nucleotides long. RefSeq lists its product as uncharacterized. The transcript is spliced from 2 exons. The record is from RefSeq and is a predicted model, not a curated record. The coding region runs from base 1 to 1338 and encodes 445 amino acids. Lineage: Eukaryota; Fungi; Ascomycota; Sordariomycetes; Hypocreales; Cordycipitaceae.
AUGUCCUUUGACGGCUCCUACGCUCCGUCGCUCAGCCCGACGGCCACGGCCAAGAGCAGCGACACCUUUGGACGCUCCCUUCUGUCGCCUUCCAUUUCGUCCUUUUCCUCGCCCGCCGCACAGCGCCAGACGUCUCAGAUUUCCAAGACAUACCGGCAAGCCUCAACUCUAUUCCUGACGCGUCGCCUGCCCGAGGCCCUCAGCACGCUGCUGCCGCUCAUCACACCACCCUCCGAGGGCGAGCCUACGCCAGUAUCCGGCGCCUCGCGCACCACGAGGGUCAAGGUGUGGAGCCUGUACCUCACCACGCUCAAUGCCAUUGUGGAGAUGGAGCCCGAGGAGGGCAAGUCCGCCUUUGGCACGCAGGAAUGGAGGGCCUUGUGCGCCAAGGUCCGCGAGGGCACCGUGUGGGAGGAUGUUGUCAGGAAUGGAUACCACGGGUCCGAGGGCGAUGUCGACUCAGAGGUUGUCAUUAACCUAGCUACCCUCCUACUUGCCCAUGCCCAGAACCAGACUCUCAACCAAAAGAAAUUAGAGACAUAUCUCGCCUCAUGCAACGCGCCCAACUUGGAUUUCGGAAACAAGCUCAACGGGGGUCGCUCCCCAGGGCCUCGCAUGAGUCGCUACGCCUCACCGGCCAAGGGAACCAGCGGUACAGAUACGCCAAGAGAUCUGAAUGCCCGUGUCAAAAUCCUCGAGCUGUACACGUUGCAUGUCCUGCUCCGCAACAACGAGUGGGAUUAUGCGCGCGAGUUCAUCUGCGUCAGCGCCGUCCUCGACGAUGAGAGACGCGAAGCCUUCCUCCAGGCUCUGCAGAGCCUCCAGGAAGAGCAGCAGGAGAAGGACCGCCAGGAGCGUGAAGAGCGCCAACGGCAAGAAGACCAGCUGCGAAGAGACAUUGACGAGGCUCGUCGACUGCGGGAAGCGAGCGAAGAGCGUGAGAGACGGCGCCUCGACGAAGAGAAAGCCCGCAAAGAAGCGAGCGAAACCGACUAUGGCGUCGAGUCGAGUCCGAGCCCCAGCCCACGACGAGCACCGAGACCAUCCUCGAGCUCGAUAUCUCGGCCCGCCGCUGGUAGAAGCGGUCCCGGCCAAACACCUACCCUCACCGCGCGCGCCAGUGCCGUGUUCAGCCGCAUGAAGAUUGUCAUCGAGCAAAUCGCCCAGACACUCAACAGCAAUCCCGUCAUUGUUUUGAGAAUGCUCGGAUUCAUCGUCAGCCUGCUCAUCAUGCUGGGCCACAAGGGCCUCAGACAGCGCCUGCAGCGUCUGCUUGGUGCGUCGUGGGCCAAGGUCGCCGCCACAGCAGGCAUGGGAACCAAGGUCAGCUACAUCUAA